UGAUGGAAAACUUAGCAGUGGAAUUAUGAGAGGUGGAUUAAUUUGGCCUGGACAUUUUCAUGAGUGCCAUGAUGUUUAUGCACCAAUGGAUAAGGAUGGACAUGGAAAUUUUUAUGGAAAAUAUUGUGCAACAACUUGGAAUUUAAAUAUAGGAGGAAAAUAUAAAGAAUUACCUUUAUCUGUUGGGCUUUGUGUUCCUGAAUCCUGCUCGGAGAAAGGAAUCCAAACUGCACUCAUCAAUAUCACUCAUAUAUUAGAGCGUUUUCCUGUAUUGAAGGAACACAAGGAUCUCCUAAAUCUAACUGAUGUUUCUUGCAAGCUCAGAACGAAAACUUUAGAUACUCGUAGUAUAAUAUUUAUAACCUUUGUGUCAGGAUUUAUUCUAUUAGUUGUUGUUGGAAGUGGAGUAACCAUUGUAGACCACUGGAAGAAAAAAUUGAGACAUCCUAGUCAAAGCCGUCAGAUAAAUAUUUCAACUGCUGAUGAAGCAUCUGAUAUCAAUCGAAGAAAUUCACUUUCUCCCAGUAUCAAUAAAAAUACUGAAGUAAAAUAUUCGGCAGAAACCGUUUUUAAGAAUGAAGUUACUCUUGAUAAAUCACCUUUAACCGAAAAUAUGGAAGCAGAGCAGGAAAUUUUUAAGUCAAUUCCCAAAAAACAAGAUUCUGUUUGGAAACGAGUUUUGCUUUGCUUUUCUGCUUUAACUAAUGGACAGAAAAUUCUGAAUACUGAUGUUACUGAGGGUCAAUUAUUAACUGUACAUGGUGUUAGAUUUUUGAGUCUGACUUGGGUGAUUUUGGGACACACAUACAUUAUGUCGAUUCAUAUUAUUGGUAAUAGAAUAGACGUUCUAAAACAAAUGGAUUCUUUCCCUUUCCAAAUGCUUCUUCAAUCUCCAUUUUCUGUAGAUUCAUUUUUUCUCUUAAGUGGUUUUCUUUUGUCAUACCUUUUUCUGAAAGAAGUUGCCAAGAAAAAUGGAAAGAUUAAUUGGAUAUAUUUUUAUUGUCAUAGGUUGUGGCGACUAACGCCUGCCUACAUGGUUGUUGUAUUUUUCUACAUGUUCGUUUUCAAAUAUUUGGGAUCUGGCCCAUUUUGGGAUGAUCGUUACUGUGAGGCACAGAGUGGAACAUGGUGGAAAUAUUUGUUAUACAUCAAUAACUUCAUACCAAUACAUCAAAUGUGUGUUGGUUGGUCCUGGUAUUUAGCUAAUGAUAUGCAGUUUUACGUUAUCAGUCCCUUGCUGUUAUAUCCACUAUGGAGGUGGCCCAUAAUAGGGUUUAGUUUACUUGGUGCUGUACUUAUUUUGACAUGGACAAUAACAGGAGUUUUGAGCUUCACAUAUGAUCUGAUUCCGAUGUUUGUUGGUGUAACUGAAGCCGAAGAUUUUACAGCAUAUCAAGACAAAAUGUGGUACUCAUUUGACCUAAUAUAUGAUAAACCCUAUUGUCGUAUAGCUCCUUACAUUAUUGGAAUUGCACUUGGUUAUAUGCUUUAUCGAUCAAACCAACGUAAAAAUUUUCUAAUUUGGUGGCAGCAACUCAUUGGCUGGUCUGUUGCUGCAUUUUGUGCAUUAAGUGUUGUUUUCGGUCUGUAUCAUGUGGAAAUGAAUAAAACUACUUCUUUGUUCUACAACACCUUUUGUCGAUCAUCAUUUUCUAUUGGUUUAGCUUGGCUUAUUUUUGCCUGUGAAACUGGGCAUGGAGGUUAG
Uloborus diversus is the source of this 1705-nucleotide messenger RNA. RefSeq names its product nose resistant to fluoxetine protein 6-like. The record is from RefSeq and is a predicted model, not a curated record. The coding region runs from base 26 to 1705 and encodes 559 amino acids. The transcript has 12 exons. NCBI's taxonomy places the organism in Eukaryota, Metazoa, Arthropoda, Arachnida, Araneae, Uloboridae. Gene Ontology annotation, molecular function: acyltransferase activity, transferring groups other than amino-acyl groups.